AUGGAAAAACAUUUACUAAUCUCAAUUUUCUUUGCACAGUUUCUUCCGAAUCUCAGCUUCUUCUUCUCAAAUGACAAGCAACUAUAUCUCGUUCCGUCGGUUGCUUUUCGAUACCAUUCAAACGCGAGCAAUGCUCAACCAACCGACGAUUGGAUUCUCUAUGCCCAAGGUUGGUAUUUCGAACACAAUCUCGUUCGGGCGAAAUUAGCUCGAACGGCCUUGUCCACCGUUGUUAAUGAAGUGAAUCGAAAACGCGUUGCGUAUUUCACCGGAAGUGGAAAAAAGUAUAAAACGUUAUGUUUGGAGGGUUUAACAUCUGAAAUGUGUGUGAAAACCGAUGCACAUGGUUUGUUGAAAAAACAAUUUCGUUUGUCCAACGAUGAUGUUCAGCAUUUGCGUAUUCCGGGAGGAAAAGUGGAAUAUUUUGUGUCAACAAAUGAUGGAAAUCUUCGAAGUAAAGGCGAAAUUUUCCUCUGUGACGAUAACGGAAUUUCAAUCAUCAGUGAUAUUGAUGAUACGAUAAAGGUGACAGGUGUCACUAGUGUUCGCUCUGUUCUUCGUCAUACGUUCUCAGGUGAAUACGAAGCAAUUUUGGGUAUGUCGGAGCGAUAUCGUUUAUAUGAAAAGUCUUACAAUGCCACAUUUCAUUAUUUAACUGCUUCGCCUGACCAAUUAUACCCAUUUCUACGUGAUUUUCUGGAUUAUGAACAGUUUCCGUCCGGUUCUUAUCACAUGAGGCAUUUUACCUGGAUAAAUCAAAGUCGUCGCCUUCGAACGCUUAGUACAGAAAUGCUUUCGGUUGCUUUAACAACAUUUGCCAUGAUACAAUCAUGGACAAUCAGUAUUUGGUUAUCAAUUAUCUUCUUCGGAAUCUUGUUAGCAUAUAUCUAUGAGCAAUUGACAUAUAUGUCCAAGCGUGGUUCACUUCCCGGACCAAAAUUAACUGUACCAUUUAUUGGAGGAAUUCUUCAUAUGUUAUCGGCACCAUAUGAUUUCUGGCAUGGACAAAUGGAUUAUGGCAAAUUGAGUUGGAAUAGUAUCAUCGGACGAUUUUUUGUUUUAGUUGCGGAUAGUGAAUCAUGUCGAAAACAUUUGCGUAUUCCGGGAGGAAAAGUGGAAUAUUUUGUGUCAACAAAUGAUGGAAAUCUUCGAAGUAAAGGCGAAAUUUUCCUCUGUGACGAUAAUGGAAUUUCAAUCAUCAGUGAUAUUGAUGAUACGAUAAAGGUGACAGGUGUCACUAGUGUUCGUUCUGUUCUUCGUCAUACAUUCUCAGGUGAAUAUGAAGCAAUUUUGGGUAUGUCGGAACGAUAUCGCUUAUAUGAAGAGUCUUACAAUGCCACAUUUCAUUAUUUGACUGCUUCGCCUGACCAAUUAUACCCAUUUCUACGUGAUUUUCUGGAUUAUGAACAAUUUCCGUCCGGUUCUUAUCACAUGAGGCAUUUUACCUGGUUUGAUACGAACUUCUUCGGGUUUUUCUCAUCAAAAUCGUUCAUCAAGCAAAAGACCACGAUUCUUCACAUGUUCUUUCAAGAAACACAUUCGAGGAAAUUUGUUUUACUCGGCGAUAUCUUUCAAAAAGAUCCGGAAAUUUACGCCAAUAUUUAUCGUCAUUACGCCAAUAGAAUUCUUAAGAUUUUUAUACGUGUUGCCAAUCUAACUGCUUCAAAUCGUUUAAGUCACGUAUUUCAACAAAUACCGAAAUCAAAAUGGGACACUUUUGUCAACGGUUACGAUUUACCUGAGAAAAUUUUCUAA
Messenger RNA from Adineta ricciae, 1755 nucleotides. The record is from the annotation of a GenBank genome assembly. Lineage: Eukaryota; Metazoa; Rotifera; Eurotatoria; Adinetida; Adinetidae.